AUGAGACUGCCCCCGCUGCUGCUACUUGUAUACUGCUGUGUUGCCCAUGGGUCGCUGCUGUUCGCUGGCAGGGACUCGGGCCCUCACGCGGUCACCGACAGUGUGGAGAUCCCCGGUGGGUCUCCCCUCCAACUGUGCGACACCGCAAGUGGCCCCCUGGGCCUCACGAUCGAAAGCCUCGAACUAGACCCAACACCUGCAAAGCGUGCCGCCAACCUGACGAUCACCGCUCGCGGGGUCCUUCACGUUGCCGUGACACAAGGCUCCUACGUCGACGUUGAGGUCCGGCUGGGACUCAUCCGCAUCCUCACACAGCGGUUCGACCUCUGCGACGUGUCCCGAGACAACAACAUAGAGGGGCUACAGUGUCCUGUCUCUAAAGGCCCUCACACACUCGUCCACACGGUGCAAGUGCCCGCAGAGGUGCCCGCCGGAAGGUAUUCCGUCUUUGCAAGAGCCUACUCGGCAGCUGGGACGCAACUGACCUGUCUCACGGGGGACAUAGUGUUCCAGCAGCGUGGCCCAGCAGUAAUAGACCACUGA
Molecule: messenger RNA, 543 nt
Organism: Huiozyma naganishii CBS 8797
Lineage: Eukaryota; Fungi; Ascomycota; Saccharomycetes; Saccharomycetales; Saccharomycetaceae
Gene: NPC2
Product: sterol transporter
Exons: 1
Coding region: 1-543 (180 amino acids)
Biological process (GO): intracellular sterol transport
Molecular function (GO): sterol binding
Source: RefSeq, a predicted model, not a curated record